This is a messenger RNA of Cygnus olor (mute swan), 1064 nucleotides long. Its product is annotated as serine/arginine repetitive matrix protein 1-like. The coding region runs from base 182 to 1060 and encodes 292 amino acids. Lineage: Eukaryota; Metazoa; Chordata; Aves; Anseriformes; Anatidae. The transcript is spliced from 8 exons. The record is from RefSeq and is a predicted model, not a curated record.
UGCAGAAGUGUCCCCAGCGAGGGCUUUGCCAGACCCUCGGCUGCUUCCUGCGCUGGAGCCCAGCUGGUAUCCCAGGGGUCCUCUAACAGCGAAGGAAAACGCUGAACUAAGAAAAUCUUCCCCAACAUCCUCUGACAUCGUAGAGGAUAUCAUCAAGGAGUUAGAGGAGGCAGCACCUGGGAUGGUUAGAGAGACUGUGCCGAAGGAGGUGCUUUGGCAAGGAAGCGGUCGCACGCUGCCGCUCCCUGGCAAAAGAACAGAGGCAACACAGGCAACUACUACACCAGAAGUGUCCCCAGGGAGGGCUUUGCCAGAUCCUCGGCUGCUUCCUGCGCUGGAGCCCAGCUGGUAUCCCAGGGGUCCUCUAAGAGCAAAGGAUAAAGCUGAAAGAAUAAAACCUUCCCUGUUGUCCUCUCACAUCAUAGAGAAAAUCAGAAAGGACUUAGAGAAGGCAGCACCUGGGAUGGUUCGAGAGACUGUGCCGAAGGAGGUGCUUUGGCAAGGAAGCGGUCGCACGCUGCCGCUCCCUGGCAAAAGAACAGAGGCAACACAGGCAACUGCUACACCAGGCGUGGAUGGGGAGAACAAUGCAAACACUGCAAAACCCCAAAAUUUCCAAAGUUACUGCAUAGAAGGCGCUGCAGCAUUCUUGGUUCCCCUCCUGCUUGUGACAGUUGCGUGCUGCGUGCUUAUCCGGCGUUGGAGGCAGAAAAAUCAGCGCCUCGCCGCAGCCCAGGCAGCCCAGACUGACACCCGCAGCCGCUCCGUGAGCCCGUACAGGCGGCCUGACCACCGUGGUAUGCCUGAGAGCCAGGCCCAACGCCAGCGGCCACCAUCAGUGCCUGGAAGACCGGCCCGCCUGCCACCAGCCCGGCCUCCACGGCCCCCACGUCCCCCACGCCCAGCAGCAGACCAAUGGAAGGCGCGCGACCGGCCCAGUACCCCCCAGUCCUCGUGGACACAGACAUCACCUCCACGGCCCCCCCCACCCUCUUCCAAGGGCUGGGGCAGGCCCCCCCAGGGUGCAGCCCAGGCCACAGUUUCAAUAAAUAUUGAAUAAUACA